Molecule: messenger RNA, 2412 nt
Organism: Aspergillus wentii DTO 134E9
Lineage: Eukaryota; Fungi; Ascomycota; Eurotiomycetes; Eurotiales; Aspergillaceae
Product: DNA-directed DNA polymerase alpha subunit POL12
Exons: 4
Coding region: 238-2208 (656 amino acids)
Biological process (GO): DNA replication initiation; DNA replication
Cellular component (GO): alpha DNA polymerase:primase complex
Molecular function (GO): DNA binding
Source: RefSeq, a predicted model, not a curated record
CUGGGAUCGACAGGCCCACAACGAUCAUCGCUGUGGAAGUGUUCACUUCCGCGGGCUGUUCUAUUGCCUCAUUAGGCAGGCGGUGUGGAUGGAAACGCCAGGACGCGUUUGGACGCGUUUUCCGUCUUUUGCGGCGUCUUUAAUUAACGAUAACGGGGGGUAUAGCGGCCAGUAUAUCGAUUCCACCACGUAGUGGUUUGUCAAGGAUUUAACCAUCGAGUUGUCGAUUAUUCCGCGAUGGAGGAUCUUACUGGAGAGCUCAAUGAGCUUUUUGCUGCCUCUUCCCCCGAUGGCCUACCCAAAGAUGUUCUCACGGAGUUGCAGUCUAUCGUGCGGGUGCAUUCGAUGUCACCGCAGGAACUCUUCUACAAAUGGGAGUCUUUCUGCUUGAAGAUGGGGUCGGAGGAGACCAAAUUGAAUCUGGAUACAGUACGAUUGUUCAAGCGAGAUGUACAAGAAGCGUUGGAACGAGAGAGUCGAAGCAAGACCGGACGGCAGGCGGAGAAGAAGAGCACAAUGAGUGCUACCCCGCGCGCAGCGGCAAAUACUGAUAUGUUUGGGAUGUUGGAUGGAUUGACCCCCAAUGCCUCUAAUGGCCGAGCCCCGAACGGUGUCAAUGGCUCAGCAAAGCGCAAGUCGGAUUUCGGAUCGCCUUCUGUGUCCAAGGUGGGCAAGGUCGAAUCUCCAAUGGGCACGAAAAUGUCGAGUAAAGGUGCUGGUGCAGCCGACGGAUUACAGCCAAUUCCCUUCUCGGAGCGUCAGAACCCAGGCCAGACCAUCGAAACCAUAAACUCUCAUUUACCAGCAUCAGAAGCCCCCAUGGCUCCUUAUUCAGAGCCCCGGAUACGACCAACAGCAAAUACAGAUUUGAAGAAGUUUGGAUACAAACCAAUGGGAUUGCGCCUUUCUGAAGCGUCGGAGAUUUUGGACGACCGAAUCGAUGAGUUCAUGGCCCUUUUUCAGCAGCAGUAUGAGGCGGAGGAUGUUACAUUUGGCAGCGCAGCCACACAGAGUACCAGCGAGAUCAUUGCCGUCGGACGCAUCGCGUCCGACAGUCUUGAAGGAAAGCUCAACUCCGCAUCGCUUGUACUCGAAACAUCUCGACGAACUGGGGCUGGCUUGCGAGUGCCAUUGAAAGUUGACUCCUUGCCGUCGGCCAAUUUCUUUCCAGGACAGAUUGUUGCCCUGAGAGGAAUCAACGCAUCGGGAAACUACUUUUCGGUUAAGGAUGUUUUACCAACUCCUCUAUUACCACCUGCAGCAUCAUCCGCAGUCGUUUUGGAUGGCAUUAAUGAGCGGUUGGGUGAAGGAGAUGCCAGCGCCCCAUUGAACGUUAUCGUUUCCUCUGGACCGUAUACAGCCGAUGAUAAUCUGGAUUUCGAACCGUUGAACGAAAUCUGCCAGAAAGCCGCUGACAGCUACGCGGAUGCAGUUGUCCUGAUGGGCCCUUUCUUGGAUAUCGAACACCCGCUACUGGCAUCGGGAGACUUUGACCUCCCCGAAAUCAAGGGCUACGACCCCGACACCGCGACACUGGCCACGGUAUUCCGGCACUGCAUCACAGCCCCGCUACAGCGACUCGUAGCGGCUGUUCCCAGCAUCACCAUUGUGCUGGUUCCAUCCGUACGAGAUGCAGUAAGCAAACAUGUCUCCUGGCCGCAGGAGCAAUUACCAAAGAAGGAACUCGGACUUCCCAAACAAGUCCGCGUCGUCUCAAACCCAGUGACCCUCUCCUUCAACGAGACCGUCAUUGGAAUGUGCUCUCAUGAUGUGCUCUUUGAGUUGCGGAGCGAAGAAGCCAUCCACGGCAGGCCCAAGGAAGGCAGCUUACUGACCCGGUUGCCCAAAUACCUCGUCGAACAGCGCCAUUUCAUGCCCAUCUUCCCACCAUCCUCGCGCGAGAGUCUGCCCAAAUCUGGGAGUGGCAUUGCGACCGGCGCUAUGCUAGAUUUGAGCUACUCGAAGCUGGGCGAGUGGUGGAACGUCCGGCCGGAUGUGUUGAUUACACCAAGUGUGUUGCCACCAUUUGUGAAGGUUGUCGACAGCGUACUCGUGAUCAACCCAGGCACACUAUCCAAGCGACGAGCAGCAGGGACAUAUGCCCAGAUGGCGAUCCACCCCCGAGAAAUCGCAGAAGAUGAACGGGAACAAAAACAACUAAGCCACAAACUCUACGAGCGGGCACGGGUAGAUAUUAAUCGAAUCUAGUGUAUUAUAUGAGCAUAGGCGGUAUAGGCGUUGGCGUUUAAGACAUGAUAAUGACAACCGUGGUAUCAAACCAGAGCAUUCUGGUAAAAAUAAACAAAGACAGAAAUAAAAAAUAAACCAACCCCUCCAUCCCAAACAAAAUAGAAAAAGAAGAAAAAAAAUCACCGUAAACAAACCACCCUCUUCCCCCCCAUCAACCUCCCC